This is a messenger RNA of Cutaneotrichosporon cavernicola, 1002 nucleotides long. RefSeq lists its product as uncharacterized. The record is from RefSeq and is a predicted model, not a curated record. NCBI's taxonomy places the organism in Eukaryota, Fungi, Basidiomycota, Tremellomycetes, Trichosporonales, Trichosporonaceae. Gene Ontology annotation, biological process: canonical NF-kappaB signal transduction. The transcript has 2 exons. The coding region runs from base 1 to 1002 and encodes 333 amino acids.
AUGCCGGAUGACUACGACGUCCCCAGGCCAUCUAAGAUCAACUUGAAAGAGACCGCCGCCGAAACUGCGUCGCGGAUAUAUGCCAAGGAGCGUCGUCGAGUAGAGAAAGACCGAGAGCGGGUGGCCCGAGCAAACGGGAUGCGGUACAGUCGCGAGCGUCAGCGUGGAAGUGAGGAUGAGCGGGGUCGUCGCGCCGCCUACGUCAACGACAUGGACGACAUGGGCGAGCUCGAUGGCGGCCUCUUCGGUACCUUCACCUUUGGCUCGGGGCUACCAACAUCCACACCAGGGCUGUCAGGAAUCUUCUCGCGGCUGUUUGGGGCACGCGAGUCGCGAGCCCGUGACAUCUUCGAUGGCCCACCGCCCAUGGGAACCAUGGGCGCAGACGCGUACCGCGCUCAUGUGCGCGAGCGCUUCCGCACAGCGCAACGAGACGAGGAUUUCCGAGAAGAGAUCCGACGACGCACGGCACGCCGGGAGGCAGAGGAAGCAACGUUCCGGGCAGAUCGGAUAGCCGAGGAGCGCGAGGAACGAGAGGCCAAACGCCGCCGGCGCGCCCGCGCCGAGCAGGCAGCACAAGACGCACAAGCAGCGGCGGCUGAAACGGCAACAUCAAGGCGCGAAGAAGCUCAAGCGCAAAAGGCAGAACGGGCUCGUUGGCGCAAGAGAUGCGCCGCGCUGUUCGACGUCGAGAUUGUCAGCGUCGAGUUAGGAUUCGCUGAUAUCCCGUGGCCAGUAGCCGCCGCCAAAGGCGCGGGAUUCAGCAUCGUGCUCCACCCGGAGGAUAUAAAUGCGGAGAACGUGAUGCGCUUCCUUUUCGCUCUGGCAGACGACGAGGGGACCGACCGCCGCAAGAUCCUGCGCGAGGCGAUUCGUCUCUUCCACUCGGACCGCUUCCACUCGCGCGUGCUCCCGCGCGUGAAGGAGAGCGAGCGAGAGCGCGUGCGUGAGGGUGUUGAGGUCGUUGCACGUAUCCUCACCCACCUCCUGUCAGUCAAGUAG